AUGACAUUCGGAACCCCCCGCGGCCGGGAGGCCCUCUCUCUCAGCAUUGCAUUUACCACAUUGGCCACUGUUUUCACAAUUAUUCGAAUUUACACCCGAAUAUUCCUGGUGAAGCAGAUGGGCGCCGAUGAUUGGGCUAUCAUUGUGGCUCUGGCCUUUAGUUGGGCCUUUUUCGGUCUGUUUAUAGGAGAGGUCAAGUAUCUCAUGGGAGAGCACUACAAGGAAAUCCCGCCAGACAUCCUUGUCAAACAAAUGAAGUGUUUCUGGGCAACGAUACCCUUGUAUCAAGCGAGUCUGCUUACUACCAAAGCCUCGAUUCUUCUACAAUACAAACGAGUUUUCUCGACACCGCGCAUGCGUUUCGCCUGUUGGUGCUUGAUUGGAUUUUUGGCCGCGUACGGAUCGUGGACAUUCAUCAGUGCCUGGGUUACUUGCGUACCUGUGUCCAAGUUUUGGCAUGAAGAGCAGCAUGGGUAUUGUCUUGACAAAAAAGCCCUUUGGUUCUCCAACUCGGCAAUCCACAUUUUCACGGAUAUCCUGAUUUUGGUAUUCCCCAUGCCAUCGCUCAAGAACCUGCAACUCCCCCGACGCCAAAGGUACGCCCUUAUGGCCGUCUUUGCCCUGGGUUCAUUUGUCUUGAUAACGAGCAUUCUCAGACUGAAAAGUCUCAUGGUCAUCUCCAACUCGUCUGAUCCAACUUAUGAUAACCCAGGCGCUGCCAAGUGGUCCGCCAUUGAAUGCAACGUCGCCAUUAUCUGCGCCUGCCUCCCUGGCAUCCGUGCCUUUAUCUCCAAGCUCCUCCCUCGCUUCCUCUCCAGCUACAAGAGCAAGAGCAACACCCGCACCAGGACCCAACGCAGCCAUGUUACCCACUUCUCCAACUUCCAUUCUUCCAUCGCUGACCGCCAGUCCAAAUUCCACAUGCAGUCUGUCAGCCACGGCCCGGAGGGCGGCGACUACAAGGCUAGCGGUUUCGAGGAAGGCACUUCGAAUAAGAUCAAAGUCACCACCAUUGUGUCACAGGAAUCCGUGUCGAAUGAUGCUUCGAGUGUGCGGCAGUUAUUAUAA
This is a messenger RNA of Aspergillus fumigatus Af293, 1068 nucleotides long. Its product is annotated as putative integral membrane protein. Lineage: Eukaryota; Fungi; Ascomycota; Eurotiomycetes; Eurotiales; Aspergillaceae. The record is from RefSeq and is a predicted model, not a curated record.